AUCUAUUUUUAGACACAUAGUAAUUGUAAGAAUUAAUCUUUUUUUCAGAAAUCAGUUCUUGCUGCCUUAUAUAGUUCCGAAGGAUCGGUCUUGGAGAGACAUCAUUUUGCACAGACAAUGUGUAUUCUGAAUACAGAGGGCUGCAAUGUGUUUGAGAAUCUAAACAGCAAGGAUUACCAACAUGUGCUAGAUUUGAUGAGAGAAAUCAUUUUGGCCACUGAUCUGGCUCAUCAUUUUAAAAUACUUAAAAAUCUUAAAGACUUAGCUGAAAGGGGUAUUGAUAAGACCUCAGUGAAGGAAAGAAAGUUACUUCUAUGUCUGCUGAUGACAUCGUGUGAUUUGUCGGACCAGACAAGGCCAUGGGAAAAUACAAAGAGAGUGGCAGCACUGAUUUAUAAAGAGUUUUUCUCUCAGGGUGAUAUGGAGAAAGCAAAGGGUCUUGAACCAAGUGACAUGAUGGACAGAGAAAGGGCUCAGAUACCUGCCCUGCAAAUCAGCUUCCUGGACCAUGUUGCUUUACCUGUUUAUGUGUUAUUAGGAAAGCUGUUUAGUCCAGCAAAGGAGGUAGGAGAUAGGGUUGAAGAGAACAAGCAGCACUGGAUAAAGAUCUCUAACUUAAUCAAGUUAAAGCGAGGUGGUAGUCAGGCUAGAAUGACCUUUGAGGAAGUGUUGGCCAUUGAGAAUGAGGCUGAUGAUGAGACAACCCAUCUAGUGAAUGGUUCAGAAACCAUGGGAUCCAAGUGUUAAUUGAAUAAACCAGAUACCAUGAGAUCAAAGUGUAAAUUGAUUAAACCAGAUGCCAUGGGAUUAAAGUGUUAUUUAAAUAAACCAGAUACCAUGGGAUCCAAGUGUUACCUGAAUAAACCAGAUACCAUGGGAUCGAAGUGUUAACUGAAUAAACAAGAUACCAUGGGAUCUAAGUGUUAACUGAAUAAACCAGAUACCAUGGGAUCGAAGUGUUAACUGAGUAACCAGAUACCAUGGGAUCGAAGUGUUAUUUAAAUAAACCAGAUACCAUGGGAUCGAAGUGUUAUUUGAAUAAACCAGAUACCAUGGGAUUGAAGUGUUAAUUGAAUAAACCAGAUACCAUGGGAUCGAAGUGUUAUUUGAAUAAACCAGAUACCAUGGGAUCCAAGUGUUAUUUGAAUAAACCAGAUACCAUGGGAUUGAAGUGUUAAUUGAAUAAACCAGAUACCAUGGGAUCCAAGUGUUAUUUGAAUAAACCAGAUACCAUGGGAUUGAAGUGUUAAUUGAAUAAACCAGAUACCAUGGGAUCGAAGUGUUAUUUGAAUAAACCAGAUACCAUGGGAUCCAAGUGUUACCUGAAUAAACCAGAUACCAUGGGAUCGAAGUGUUAACUGAAUAAACCAGAUACCAUGGGAUCGAAGUGUUAACUGAAUAAACAAGAUACCAUGGGAUCGAAGUGUUAAUUGAAUAAACCAGAUUAGAUAUAAAAGUCAUGGCUACUUAGAAUGUUCUGCAAGUAAAUAUUAAAAAAAUAAUCAUGUAUCCAGCUACCAUUAAGACUUUUGUUACGAUAGCAUGAUUAUUAUUAGGUAAAUAAAGUAUUUGCUGCAACAGAUAAAAAAGUCAUUAUUGAGAUUGGUGAUAACAACGCUUAUUGUAAAGCUUGAAAAUGUAGUUAUUAUAUAUAUUAUCAUGAAUUGAGUUUAUAUAUAAAAAAUGUUCGAGCUGUUGCAAAAAGCUUGAGAUUUAGUUGUAAGUUUUUCAUUGGAAUGGAAUUGUGAUCGUUGAUUGCAGUUCAUCGAAAGCCUGAAUAUAUACAGAUUAUUGAGUUUUGAAUGAAAUCUGGAAUUAGCUACAGUGUGAAGUGAUAGAAAUAUACAUGUAGAGAUGUAUUAAAUGCAUUUAUUAGCAGUGUUUAUGAAAUUAGAUUUAGAAGAUUUAGGUUAAAGAAUAGUUAUUUUUUGUUAAUGUUUUUUUUUUCUCUUUUAAAUGCUGAUAAAGUUGCCAUAGGGUAAAGGUACGUAAAAAAAUGCUUGGAUUUAAAAACUGAUUGUGGUAUUUAGUUUCAAUAUAAGAGAACAUCUGAAGAAAGAAAAAUUGAUAAAAUUUGUUAGUAUUGGCUAUGUUAAUUAUGUGAAAGAAAAACAGGUUAGUGAAAUAUGUAAAUGAAUAAAUGGUAUGAGAAUUAUGUUAAUGAAUAAUGGGUAUGUGAUUAUGUAAAUGAAUAAUGGGUUUGUGAAUUAUGUAAAUGAAUAAUGGGUAUGUGAAUGAAUAAUGAAGAAAUGGCAACAAAUGCGUAAUUUUUUUAAGAAAAGACAGUAUGGGCUUCAUUAGAAAAGUGAAAGGCAUGUCUUCAGCAAUUAUCUAACAAUAUUGUUAACGCAUGAUGAUAAUAGUAAAUAUACAGUAUAAAUGAUCAAUAUAUAUAUGUACAUUUCAUUUGUAAGUAGGUAUGUAUAGAUGACAAAAGGUUAUGUGCAUUGUUCAUGUAUGUGUUUAGCAAGAUACUCUCAGAGCACCAAGAUACUGUUUUAACUACAUUUUACCUUCAUGUGAAAGUGGUCUGGAGUGUUAUUUUAUUUGGUCAGGUAUGUUUCUAGCCAUUUUCUUUUUUGUUUUGUAAGUUUUUGUAUGAUGAAUUUUUCACCACCAGUUGACAUCCAGUACAAGAUUUGUGCCAUUUCAAUUUCUGAGUAAGUUGUCUUAAAAAGAUUUAUUUUUAGAGAGAAAAAAAUGUUGAUAAUUAACCCACAACCUGCAGGAAGGGAAAAGGUUUAGCCUUUGCCACCAGUAUAAGACCUGAGGCCGAUCACAUGACUUGUGUGCAGUCGGACAAAACUCUACCUUGGACUUACUAUUUUUAAAUCCCCAAAAUUUAUAAUGUAAAGAUAAAAAAAUGAAAGCUGGAGAAGUUUAUUUAAGAAAUUUAGAAUAUUAAGGGUUAAUAAUAAGUUUGAUAAAGCCACUUAAUUAACAUAUGACAUAGCAUGAUUUUACUCUUCUAUUUUUCUCAGUUUUUAUACAAGUUGAAGAUGAGAGGAAACCUGAGGGUAGUUUUAAAAUGCACACUGUACAUAAUAAAGGUAUAGAUUUUUUAUUUGAUUUGAU
Messenger RNA from Ruditapes philippinarum (Manila clam), 3075 nucleotides. Its product is annotated as cGMP-dependent 3',5'-cyclic phosphodiesterase-like. The coding region runs from base 118 to 747 and encodes 209 amino acids. Gene Ontology annotation, biological process: negative regulation of receptor guanylyl cyclase signaling pathway; regulation of mitochondrion organization; cGMP catabolic process. Gene Ontology annotation, cellular component: nucleus; synaptic membrane; mitochondrial inner membrane. The record is from RefSeq and is a predicted model, not a curated record. Gene Ontology annotation, molecular function: 3',5'-cyclic-GMP phosphodiesterase activity; 3',5'-cyclic-AMP phosphodiesterase activity; 3',5'-cGMP-stimulated cyclic-nucleotide phosphodiesterase activity. NCBI's taxonomy places the organism in Eukaryota, Metazoa, Mollusca, Bivalvia, Venerida, Veneridae. The transcript has 6 exons.